This is a messenger RNA of Thelazia callipaeda (thelaziosis nematode), 326 nucleotides long. Lineage: Eukaryota; Metazoa; Nematoda; Chromadorea; Rhabditida; Thelaziidae. The record is from the annotation of a GenBank genome assembly.
AUGAUUCGGCUUCAAGAUACUUUCAUGGAUGGAAACGGAAAUACAUCCAUGUCAUUUGUGGCAGUUAACGAGGAACAACAGACUACGUCAACAGACGAAAAGGUGCUUGACUCAAUUCGCAGCUCCGCGUCUACAUGUGGCUUAACAUGUUCUUCAACAUCUGACAGUGGUUGCAUGAUAGAAAGCUACAGCUCUUCAACUACCAUCGAUGACGAUCACAAGAUAUUUGACGAUGUCAGUUGCAACAAUAAUAAUAAAAAUAACGGCAACAGUUCAGUGAAUAAACAACCUUCAUCCAUGUAUUCAUUAAUGGGUAAGUAUUGAGA